Vigna umbellata (rice bean) is the source of this 453-nucleotide messenger RNA. NCBI's taxonomy places the organism in Eukaryota, Viridiplantae, Streptophyta, Magnoliopsida, Fabales, Fabaceae. The record is from RefSeq and is a predicted model, not a curated record.
AUGUUACUUUUGAUGUUGGCCUCAGUGAUCAACCAACAAGAGCAUGCAGAAACUCCAGCACUUGUGUUGCCUAAUGCAGAGCUGAGCCAUGAUGAUGAUGCAAGUGAUGAAGUGCACGGCUCAUCUGAGCAAACAAGGGCAAGACCUUCAUCAUCACAAUCACAUUCGGAGCAACCGUCAAAACGAAGGCGCACUUGUGAUGUUUUGCUACAAAUGAUGAGUGUUAUGGCCGCAGAUAUAAGUCGGAUAGCUGAUGCAUUAACUGAAACUAACAGCAGAGUGUGCUUAGAGGAAGUGGUGGAAAAGGUACAAAAUAUGACUGACUUUGACGAUGAUCUCAUCAUCGAAGCUUGUGAGUAUUUAUGUUUUGAUGAGAAGAGGGCAUUCAUGUUUUUGAAAUUAGAAGACAGAUUAAGGAAAAAGUGGUUGAUGAAACGAUUGCGAGGUCAAUAA